Molecule: messenger RNA, 1924 nt
Organism: Cadophora gregata
Lineage: Eukaryota; Fungi; Ascomycota; Leotiomycetes; Helotiales; Ploettnerulaceae
Exons: 3
Coding region: 1108-1860 (250 amino acids)
Source: RefSeq, a predicted model, not a curated record
CGGAGGCAACACGGAGUAGUACGAGCAUGCGCUUUGACUGACUUGGUCCUGUUUUGUUUUGUUCAUUCCAUACGCUGCUUAUUAUUCGCUUAGGAAUGGUUGAAUUUCCAAUAGAAACAACCAUCCAGCUUGACCCAGACGGGAACCAAUCAAGCCCCACGGCACAGCAACGGCAAGCAACAGAGCAACUCCAGCCGAGCUAGCCUUGGAGCUGCUGCUUUAAUCUAGAUGUUGCCCGGGGCUUCUGACCUCGAACUCUCGGAAUUGAAAAUAUCGCUGUAAAUCUACGGACCACAGAGAAACUGCUGGCCAAAUCCGCUAACUCGUCGUCAAUAGAAGAAGUCUCGCUUAUUGUCUUAGUAUUCUAUUCAUCAGAUGAGAAAUAAUGAGGAGAACGCAGCACCCUUCCAGAUCUAGCCAGAACUUUAAACCCGGCUCAAGCACGACUGCCAGACACAAAAGAAUACCUUCUCCACCUGGCACUCGUCGGACAUCAAGCCGGACGGGCAGCGGAGCCCCAGUGCCAACUAGAAACAAUGUGCUUUUGGAAGGGUUUUCGUUUGAACCCACAAGGCGGCCGGGCGAUAAAGCAAAGCGUUAAAAUUGUGCUCGAUUACGGUACAACUUUUUCCAGCGUAUCAUAUAUGGUCCACAGCCUCGGCCUCGAUGAGGAGUCUUUGGAGCUGAUGUGAAAACGAUAAAGAUGUACGUUGCAGCCACUGAUUUCUGUAUUUGGCCAUGGAUCUAGGGAUUUUAGAAGUCAGUCACUGAUAUUCCUCAUAUAGGACCCGAAUGAGCCAAGCGGCUUCGCAGAACAAGUUCCUACUGAGUCCUGGUAGUGCGUGAUCAUGCAACUUGAAAGGUUCUUCAUUUCUUCGCGAGUACCUUACCAAUAGAAACAACAAUACGCCAGCUCUACGGUGCCUCUAAAACGGAAAUCUGUAAUUAACCAGUUCGACUCACCAGAACUCACCAAGACUACAGAAAUCGUGUACCCAAACAAUUCAACGGCAAGCGGAUUCGCUCCUCCUGAUUAUACAUAUCAGACGAACGGAGGAGAAGGAGAAGAGGCGGAAGCAGUCAAUAAGAAAGAUUCUGGAGCCGACUAUGACAGACCAAGAGACUUCCUUUGGGAUUAUUCGGUAUUAUCUCGGAAAUUUCAGUACCGCCACAACCGAGAUGCGUCACUUAUCGUCCAAAAAACUCAAACUCUUGCUCCUCAGUACAUCAUACACUGGAAGCACUAGGGCAAGAUUGCAAGAUCAAAUCAAAAAUCUCCUGAAGAAAAAAAUCAUUCGGAAGUACGGGAAGAAGGAUGAGCCAGAUAUGAGGGACGUACAAGACGUCAUCAUCGAUUAUUUGACGGGGUUACUCCAGCACACCAAAAGCCAGCUCGUCAUACAUGAGGGGUACACUGAUACCUGGAAAGUUGAAUUCGAUGUCGCUACACCCGCAAUUUUGUCUCCCAAAGCGUCAAGGAUCUUGAAGACCGCCAUGGAGGCUGCUAUUCCGGUCACCGGGUUUGUAUCGUUGACAGAUGGGGAAAAGUCGGGACAAGUCAUUGGGGGCAGUAUUGACAACUUAUUCAUUGCACCUGAGCCUGAAUGUGGCAUGACUUGGUUGCUACAUAACCCCCCACCAGCCCAUGAGCAGGUCAUGGCUGGGAACGUGAUCAACUGUAUGAACUAUGGUGGGGGAACAGUUGAUUCAGUCGCGUAUGAGGUAGGCCGUGACUACUUACUCCGGCUGGGUGAACAGAUCAUACCGCCUGGAGAUAAGUUAUGGACGAUCAACUUUGUUCAGGUUCAACAAAAAACAUGGCUAGGUAACACCGUAACAGUUGUGGCGGCAGCUAUCUAAAUAGAAUGUUUGAGCAAUUUGCAGCAUAUAGACUUCAUCAUGAGGACUAUUUAUUCUAAAAUUG